GCGAAUUUGUUCAAAAUUGACAGUUGUUUAUAAGGAUGACGGGCAGAGGGGCUAAAAAACGCGGGAGGCCCCCGAAAUCAGGAACUUUUGAAAAAAAUAGGAAAUUUCAAUAUCAUUUAUUAAAGAAACCAAAAUAUUUACAAGCACAAACUGUGGGAUCGGGAUCUCUCGCAAGUACUCCGUCUGCGUCAAGAGCGUCCUCGCCACAAGGUAGUGACAUAAGUAGACGAAGUUCGAGAAAACAAAGAGGUGGAAAAUCGCAUAAAAGCAAAAGAGGUGGAUUGUCAAAUGCGUAUUCCCGAAGGGGAUACAAUCCUCAUGCUGCUGAUUAUCAUGAAUCGGAGUAUCAUUAUGGAUCGGACUUCGGUGAUGAUUACAGCGAUAGAUCAGAACCUGAAGAAGAUCGUGCAAGUGAGAGUUCAGACGGUUCUAUAGGUGAUGGUGCUGGAAGUGACAGUGAUUUUUCGAUAAGUAGCUAUAGUUCAACUGGAGGAAAUCCUAAAAAAACUAAUACCAAUCUUCUAAGACCUCCAAGUCCAGAUCCUCUCUGGUUACAACAAGAACGACAGAUACCACAGUUAGACCUUCCUGCAUCAUCUGAUGAUUUGAUUAUUUCCCACCAAUUAGUUUUACAAAUUGUAGGUAUAUAUGAGGUAUUACGGCACUUUAGACAUUUAGUCAGACUGUCACCAUUCAGACUAGAGGAUUUUUGUGCGGCGGUGAGUUGCGAAGAUCAAAGUAAUUUGCUCAUUGAAGUACACAUUAUGUUGCUUAAAGCUUUGUUACGAGAAGAAGAUGCCCAACAGACACAUUUUGGACCCCUAGACCAUAAAGACAGUGUAAAUAUUUCUCUCUUUUUGUUAGACACAAUGACGUGGCCGGAGGUUUUAAGAAUUUAUGUCGAAAGUGAUAAAUUCUUUGAUAAAAAUGUAGCUAGGAUCUUAAACUCUUGUGAAUAUCCAUUUACUACUGUGGAAGAUCGUUUGGCUGUGCUUCAAUUUUUGUGUAAUCAGUUUUUAAUUACAAAUCCAGUACGAGAUGAUCUUAUAAGUGAAGUUCCUAUACAUUAUGACGAUCACUGUCGAGUAUGUCAUCGUUUGGGGGAUCUAUUAUGCUGUGAAACCUGUCCAGCAGUAUUUCAUCUUGAAUGUGUUGAUCCCCCGUUAGUGGAUGUACCUUCUGAAGACUGGCAAUGUGCUCUAUGUAAGCAACAUAAAACUGUUGGUGUAACUGAUUGUUUACCUGAUGCAGAAAAACAAGGUUUAUUGUGUCGCCACGAACAUUUGGGUUUUGAUAGGCAUGGAAGAAAGUACUGGUUUAUUGCGAGAAGGAUUUUUGUUGAGGCUGAAAAUGGCGAUGUAUGGUAUUACACAACUGCCCAACAAUUUGAAAAAUUGUUGGAAGUUUUAGAUGCAACGGAAAUGGAAGCUCCACUUGUCCGUGAAUUAUUAGAAAUGAAGCAGGAAAUAUUACGGCAAAUGGAUGUAACUGAAAAAUUAACUAAUCAAGCUAAAGGUAAUCGUAAAUCGUAUCUAGAAGUUGAGAAUGCUAAUAUUAUUAAAUUGAGAAAAGUUAAAGAAGAACAGAAUAAGAUAGAUCAAGAAGCUGAAUUUAAAAUAGGUGUGAAGGAUGAGUCAGAAAUAUCUAUGGUCACCGAUGGAGAUGUUGUGAAUGAGGUCACUAUAACCAGUGAUGAAAUAAUAAAAGACGAUAAUGACGACAUUGAAGAAGAGGAUCCCAAAAAAAUAAAAAAUAACUGUACACCUAAGCUGAAGUCCUUAAUACAAAAGAAGAAUGAUGACAUUCCAGAACGAGUUACAAGAUUAAAAUCAAACCAAAUUUCAAAUGGAACCUAUUUAUUCAAAUUAGGCAAUGAAAAUUCAUUUAAAAGUUAUGUUAAUCAAUAUACGAGUAAUCCAUUAGCUUUAAAUAAACCUCAAAGGAAUGAGGAAAGAGAUAAGAAGCGAUAUAUUUCACACAAGUUUUCUUUGUCAUCAGGACAAGAGUUUAAAUGGGUUGGCUUGUUAAAUGCAACAAAACCUUUAUUUGUCGCCACACUGAGGCAAACAUUGCUACAACUAGAAUCUAAUAUAGUUCUGCAAUUUAUGCAUCCAAAUUGGACAUUGUUACGGAAGCCGUGGGUUCAGGCUGUCCAACUUAGUCAGGCACCAAGGGACUUUGCUAGAGCUCUAUGUGUAUUACAGGCAUGCAUAAAAAGUGCUGUAUGGGUACCAGCAUGGCAUGAGCAAUUAGGCCAUGUAAGACUUAUACGUACUACUGCAGUUGAGAGAGAAGAGCGGAAAAAGCUGGAUAAAAGAGAGAAAAAAGAGAGGGAUGAAGAAGAAGAGCGAUAUAGAACUGCUUAUAACUUUGUGAAGUAUUCUCUAGGGCUGAGACACCAGGUUUGGAAACAAAAAGGUGAAGAAUACAGAGUACACGGCCAGUGGGGCUGGUUGUGGAAUUCUGGUACAAGAAAAUUUAAAAAGCGUAAUACUAAUUCUAAGUUGAGUUUAUGUAAUGGUCCAGCUAAAGUUGCAGUCAGAGUUAGAGAAGGAAGUGUGAUAAAAGUAUUAGCAGUGGAACCAAAGACUUACACAUAUUUAACAUCUAAUGAUACUGUUGACAGAGACGUCUCUGAAAAAUUACCAGCGUCAAUGAAAAAUAUGAAAGUCAUAAAAGAAACUGAUGAUUUUGAAGAAAUCGACGUAGAAAAAGCUCUAAGUUCUUCAACAAGAAGAUAUUAUCCCAAGAUAGCCAGAAAAUCUAAGUUGGAUGAUUUUUUAGCCCGCCGUACAUAUUUAAAGUUUAUGGAAGAAAAAAAGCUAGGUAAUCUUUUGAGCAAUAUAAAAAAAGAAGUAGACAUUAAAAAUGAAGAAGAGAAAAAUGUUGAUAUUGAGAAUGACGAACCAGAAUUUGACGAUGUUUCAACAGCUGUUGAUGGAGACAUAAAGACCAGAAAUGUAACUGUUGCUACUAAGAACGUGGAUGCCAUCAAAGAGACAUAUAUAAGUUUAAAUAAUUUAACAAAGCAUUAUAAAUGCUAUUCAGCAGGUUGUAAUAAACUAGAAUUGUCUGCAAUAUCCACAGGUGUAAAAGUAGAUUGUUAUUCACCACUAUGUAUGGAAAAAGGUAAAUUGUUGAACCAAAUAUUUUCUUUUUUAAAGGAUGGUACUAAUAAUUACAAUUUUCUAUUUGCUGACUCAAAAGACAAUAAUAAAGCUUCCAUAUUAGAACAGUAUUUACUAGGGAAGGCACCUAAUUCCAAUGAAAAAAUACUGUCUGACUUAUUGUCUGCAGUUGCAUGUGCACAAGAAUGUGAUAAUAAAAAUUCAGACAGUUAUGUUAAGAGAAAAUGCAAUGGAGAUCGUAAUGACAUUUUUAAAACUGAAAAAGGAAAUGAUAAUAAUAAUUCAAUGUGUUUGAUAAAAUCUGAAAGUACAUUAGAAGAAUCUGCAGUUCCUGCAGUUGGGAACGAAAUGGAUAUUGAUAUCACUAGCAAUACUCAUGAAGAUAAUGAAGUGGAGAUUGGGCCACUUAAAGAGCUAACUGACCAUGAGCAACAGGAGAAUUUACAAUGUGAUGACAACAAAGAUCGUCCUCCGAUACCGAAAUUAAAAAUUACUCGUGGAAAGUCUUCAAAAAUAUCUAGUAACUCCAAUUUAUUUUCUGUUAAUGAAAAAGGACAUGACUCUUCAUAUGAAUGUUCCUUAAAAACAGAAAAAGGAUCUCUUAAACCUCAAUAUCGUGCAGUUGUAAAUAGGCGUUUUGGUUUGACUAGAAAUGUUAAAAGAGAAGAGAAAACUUGUGAAGAAAAAAUUGAUGGUGCUGUUGUAAGGGUAUAUUCAAAAGAAAAUCCCAGUGGAAAGGUGUAUCUCAAAAGAGUUCAAACCACAGCUGUAGAGAAGAAAAAGAAAAGAACUCCUGUUAAGUAUCCACUAUGUUCGUCGUUUCAUACAAAGAGCAAAGCUAAAACUAUUAUGGUUUUACCUCAUCAUGAAUUGAAAAAACUUUGCAGGCAAGCUGGACAUAGUACUGUAGCAGGUUUCAGCCAUAGUGCUAAGCCAAAUCAACUUGUAUGGCCCUAUCCUUGCGCCAGACCGCUCUUUAAGACUUGCUGGCUAUAUCGAACUGUUAACUUGCAAUGGCUAGCCAGUGCCGCAUUGCAACUGCGUAUAAUGUGGGCGUGCUUGCGAUGGGACGACAUGGCAGCUAAGCCUGCUACAGGUGAUGGUAAACAUCAACUCACGACGGACACAGAGAUUGUUUCACUGGAAUUAUUGAAACAUCGUCACAUAGGUCAGUUUUCCGAGCGAACGCAGUACCUUCGUAGAAAAGUCGUUAUACCAUUAGAACUGCCAAAGACAGUACGAGAGGUAACUUCUAUUCGAAGUGGCUUACGUAAAAGGAAACGUGCUGAAUCUCCUCAAAAUACUGAACCUCAGGUAACUGAAGAAUGGGUGGACGAGGAUAAACUAGAAUUAUGGGAAGUACGGCAGUACGGCGAGCGUGCUGAAAGAAUAACGCCCGUGACUCGCACGUCGACUGGCAAGUUACCGCAACGAAAUAUUGCCCCGGCGUCUGCUAAUGCCUCUGAUCUAAAAGACAAACUAGAGCAACAGUUACGUGAACAAAGAGCUGCACAUCAACAGAAAAGAGCUCUUGAGUUGUCACAAGAUAAGUCUAAAUCUACACCUAAUCAAAGUUCUACUAAAACUACUUUGACAUCGUUGCUCACGACGAGUGCCAAUACACCGACAGGCCAAAAAACUGUAAUAGGAACUAGGAGAAUUAUUAUGACGAAAGGUGCAGACGGCACCACGAGAGUCAUAAGUCAGCCAAUCGGAGCCACUAAAUCGAUUUUGGCUUCGGAAGCGACAAAGUCGCAUAGCACACCACAUAAAGAGGGGCCACAGAAAGUUCAAAUUAUACGAGCCCCCGACGGUAAAAUCACAGUUCGAGGCCUACUGGCCGGGCAACAAUUGAUACAGAUGCCGGACGGCAAGCUACACGUAGUGAUGCCCGGACAGCAAGGUAUCGCCGGACAACUGGUUGCGGCGUCACCUGUUCCAAAAACCGAUGCAAACUCCGUCUCCAACGACACCACGGACAAGGUCGGCGGCGAAAAUAAGAGCAACACUCUGAACACCGCGGUCGCUCAGACGCCCCGAAUCGCCAGCCAAGCGUCGACGCCGAGCGUGCUGCCCGCCGGCCGCCACAUCGUGGUGCAGCCGGCGCAGCAGGUGGUGGUGCAGGCGGGCGCGCCGGCCGUGCUGCUGCCGGGCGCGCUGCUGCCGCGCGCCGCGCCCGCGCCCCGCGCCCCGCCGCCGCGCCCGCGCGCGCCCGCGCAGCAGAUCGUCGUCAGCAACCCGGCGCUCGUGCAGCAGAUCGCGGCCGGCAAGAUCCAGCUCGCCACCGUCAACGGCCAGCAGGUGCUGAUCCGCCCCACGGGCAACAACCAGGCGCAGAUCGUGGCGCACAUCGGACAGAGCCCGUCGGUCGCGCCCGCGGCGGUUUCGGUGGCGGCCCCGAGCCCGGCCCCGGCGCCGGCUCCGGCGCCCGCGACGGCACCGGCGGUGCGUCCGCUCGCCGCCCUCCCCGCGACCGAAACGCAAUCACAGCUCACCGAGGAUCAAAUGAUGGAGAAGCGUCUCCUGGCCGGUCAGCCGCCCGGCACCGUGAUAAAGACCGUUACCGCUCAGGUCAUGCAGACGAGCAGCGGCCCGAGCAUCGUCCUCCAGGGCCUGCACGGCUACUCGCUGACGCCGCAGCAGCUGGCGCUCGUCCAGCAUCAAGUGAAGCAGCAACUCCUAAAAGCGCAAGAGUCGACGGGCAAGCAGGGCAUGCUGGGCCCGCGCAAGAUGUACCUGGCGGUGCAGCCGGCGCCCAGCGCGCCGCCGCCGCUGACGCCGGUGACGCCGCAGCCGCUGGCCGCGCUGCCCGCGCUGCCGGAUAGUAAAGCAGAAGAUAAAAUAAAGCGACAACCUUUAUUUAAUGGUGAAGAUCAUGUCGCUGAGGCCGUUAGUCAUAAAGAGGCAAUACCAUCUAAGCCUGAGGAUAUACCAGAAAAUAAUACUAAAACUGAUAUUAUUAAUUCCGGCCACGACGGAGCCCAAACUAAUAAGUUUGUUCUCACUCCAGAUUACAUACAGCAAACGAUAAAAAGCGCGCUAAAGCAGGAGAACUUAAACCCCGAGAUCGAGGAGAAACUCCUUCAACUGCAGCGCUACCAGGAGAAGCAGAUGAAGCCGGAGGCGCCGGUGGAGCGCGAGGUGCGCGUGCUGCCGGCGCGCUCGCCCUCGCCGCAGCCGCGCCGCCGCGGGCCCUCGCGGCACGACGACGACGACGAGUGGGUGGAGAGCAGCCCGCGGAAGCGCUGCCGCGCGCGCGCGCCGUCGCCGCCCUCCGUGCCCACCACCCCGCCCGCCGCGCCGCCCGCGCCCUCCGCGCCGCCCGCGCCCGCCGCGCUCCCCGCGCCGCCCGCGCCCGCCCCGCCGCCGCCCACGCCGACCGCCAGCGCCCCGCCCGCCGCACCGCUCGCCGCGCCGCUCGCGCCCGACGAGCGCCGCCGCGCCGCCUCCACACACUCGCGCCUGCUGCUCCUCUACAAGCACAAAGAGAUGCUCAAGAAGGACAUAAUUAAGAAGCGGGGCCUGCUCGAGAAGGAGCUCGGCGUAGAGAUUCAGAAGGAGCUGUCGGCGGAGCUGGCGCUGCGCACGCGCGCGGAGCGCAGCAAGCAGGAGGAGGUGCGCGGCAAGAAGCGCGCGGCGGCCGGCGCGCCCGACCGCCGCGGCGGCAAGAAGCCCGCCAAGAAGGAGAAGCUCCUCUGCGUCUGCCGCACGCCCUACGACAACACCAAGUUCUAUGUCGGUUGCGAGCAUUGCAGUAAUUGGUUCCACGGUGACUGCGUCGGCGUUACGGAGGAGAUGAGUAAGACGAUGGAAGAGUACGUCUGCUCGGAGUGCCGGCGAGCCGAAGAGACUCAGGAGCUUUACUGUUUGUGCCGGCAACCCUAUGACAAUUCGCAGUUUUAUAUCUGCUGCGACCGCUGUCAAGACUGGUUCCAUGGCAGAUGUGUCGGAAUUUUGCAAUCUGAGGCUGAUAACAUCGACGAAUACAUUUGCCCUAAUUGUCAGAAAAAUAACUCUGUUAAUUAUGCUAACAUGAAGGAACUCACACCCAAAGAUUUUGAAAAUCUGAAAAGGCUAGUAAAACAAAUACAACUUCACAAAAAUGCGUGGCCUUUUAUGGAGCCUGUUGAUCCCAGAGAAGCUCCAACUUAUUACAAAGUUAUAAAAGAACCGAUGGAUUUGCAGACAGUGGAAAGAAAGGUUAAUGAACAGACUUAUAGUACAUUGAGUGAAUUUAUUGGUGAUAUGACUAAAAUAUUUGACAAUUGUCGUUAUUUCAAUCCAAAGGACUCUGAAUUUUAUCGAUGUGCUGAAGGUUUAGAAGCUUUUUUUGCCCAAAAAAUAAAAUACUUUCGUGAAAAGUUGUUCGAAUCUACACAAUGAUAAUAAGUGCAGUGCAUUAUGAAUAGAGACAGUGUAUCGCCUCAAAAGGCAAAUAUUUAAUUUCGUUAGCGUUUGCUAUAUUUGUUAUCUGUAACACUUGUAUAUUUAAAAGAACAUGUGAUGAAAUUCAAAGAUAAAAGUAAUUUGUAAAAAUAUCGCUGGAGAUCAGUUGAGUCAGUCAGUUCAAUUUUCAUGUUAAGUAUUUAUUGUAUUUAUUAAUGCUAUACAUUUAUAAUAAUCUACAUUAAAGCUGACACUCAUUUGAAAUGAAGCUCUAUUAUAGAGGAUAUGAUUAUGUAUAGUUUGUGAAAAAUUGUAUUAGCCGAUAUGACUAUAGCGACCUUAAUUCUAAUUAACUUUAGUUUAAGUAUUAAGUAAACAUUGUAUGUAAGAAAUAAAUUUUAUAAUAUAAACAUUA
Melitaea cinxia (Glanville fritillary) is the source of this 7929-nucleotide messenger RNA. RefSeq names its product nucleosome-remodeling factor subunit NURF301 (gene E(bx)). Lineage: Eukaryota; Metazoa; Arthropoda; Insecta; Lepidoptera; Nymphalidae. Gene Ontology annotation, biological process: regulation of transcription by RNA polymerase II. The transcript has 18 exons. Gene Ontology annotation, molecular function: RNA polymerase II cis-regulatory region sequence-specific DNA binding. Bases 36 to 7511 code for a protein of 2491 amino acids. Gene Ontology annotation, cellular component: NURF complex. The record is from RefSeq and is a predicted model, not a curated record.